Messenger RNA from Solanum tuberosum (potato), 544 nucleotides. RefSeq lists its product as uncharacterized. The transcript is spliced from 2 exons. The coding region runs from base 27 to 434 and encodes 135 amino acids. The record is from RefSeq and is a predicted model, not a curated record. Lineage: Eukaryota; Viridiplantae; Streptophyta; Magnoliopsida; Solanales; Solanaceae.
CAAAAACUUGAAGAAUAUUUGGUUCAAUGGCUACUACUGAAGAGUUAGCUAAUACUAAAGAAUGGCACGUCGUAAAGAACUGGCGAAAUGCACAGAAAGAGAAGGAGAGAGAACGUCGUAGAAUUCGUGAUAGAUUGAGAAGACAAACAAUGAGCAAUGAGGAGAGGGAAAAACACUUAGCUAGACGUCGAAGAAACUAUCAAUUGAGAAGACAAAAAGUGUUGAACAAUUCUUCAUUUUUAACUUGUCAAAAUUAUGACAGUACUACUAGUGCAGGAUACUCUAAUGAAGAAGAAAAUCAAGCAAUUGUUCCUGUUUCUGGACUUGGGGUUCAGUUAUCUGAUGUUACAUUUCAUCCUGAAUUGUAUAAAUCACAAGAAGAACCAGCUGAUGCAUCAAGUACAUUGCACCAAGGUACAUUUUGUAUAGUUUAAACAUAUGAACUUAUACUAUAACAGUGGUGCCUCUACUAUUAUACUGGUUACUUUGCUCAGACUCGAUCCUCCAAAACAUUUUGGAGAGUCUGAGCGACAUAAAGUAUUAG